AUACCAAAUAUUAAAAUGAAAAUUAAUGAACAUAUACAGUGUAUAUGUUUUGGCAGACAGCACAGUGAUGCUAGGAUACAUGGAAUGCUAAAAUAGAAACAUUUUCAUGGGGGAGACAGAGAUGUCAACACAAGGAGUCAGGGGAUGGGAAAAGGGUAAUGGAAAGCCAAAAAUGAAAAAGUGUUGAUGGGAAAAGAAGGAAGAGAGAGGUAGAGAGAGACACAGCAAGAGAGAGAGAAGGGGAAAAACAUUCAGAAUGAGACUAUAUGUCCCUCCAAGUUCCAAGCAGGAGGCUGCACAUUCCACACAGGCAGGGGAGAGAGGGGGCAAGCCUCAUUAGCAUAAGAAGCGAUGCCUCGUCCAAUCAGAAAGCAGGAGAGGAGCGCUGGGAUUGAGGAGGCACUGGGAGGUGUAAGGUUUCUGCACAUUCCUCCCACCCCCUAGCUGUAGAGAGAGAGAAAGAGAAAGAGAGGGAGGGAGAAGGACAGAGAGAGAGAGAGACAGAGAGGGAGAGAGAGCUGGAAGUGACUGUGUUGAGAAGGGGAACAGGAUCCACUCAUUCUUGCCCUGUGAGAUCACACUGCUGGAGAAUGCAUUAGGACCUGCCGGAGUUUUUCACCUUGGAGACGAGAGGGAACUUUAAUUCCAGGCGGCCCGAGACGAGAUUUCUUUUUUCAGGCCGAAUUCUGGCCCCCAAAACUCUCUCCCUGGAGUCGUGCGACGUACAAGAGGGCUCAAAAUGAACUAUCUGAACGUCCUGGCCAAGGCCCUCUAUGACAACGUGGCCGAGUCCCCGGAUGAACUCUCCUUCCGGAAGGGUGACAUCAUGACGGUGCUGGAGCGCGACACGCAGGGCCUGGACGGCUGGUGGCUGUGCUCCCUGCACGGUCGCCAGGGCAUCGUCCCCGGCAACCGCCUGAAGAUCCUGGUGGGCAUGUACGACAAGCAGCAGCAGCCGCCUCAGCAGCAGCUUCUGGCCCCGCCCCAAAACCAGCUGUCCCUCCCCCCGCACAGCUCCUACAGCAAGCCUUCGCCCUCCUCCCAGUACACCGCCAUGCACCCCGCCUUCCCCGCCCCUGGCCCCGCCCCGGCCACUCCGGACGGCGUCUACAUGCUGCCGCCCAACCACGGCAAGCCCUCGCCCCAGAGCCUGUACCACGUCCCCACGGGCCCCCAGUACCCGCCGGGCCCCCAGAAGGCCCCCGCCCUGAUGCAGAAGCAAUCACACUACAACCCCUCCGGCCAGGACAUCUAUCAAGUGCCCCCGUCCAUGGGCACCGCCCCCGGCCAGGACAUCUACCAGGUGCCACCAGGGUCCAAGAGCUCCCCGCAAGACAUCUACCAGGUUCCCCUCUCCGCUGUGGGACAGGGACCCAACCAGGACAUUUACCAGGUGCCCCCCUCCAUGAACCAAUCUCAGGACAUCUACCAGAUCCCCCCCUCCAUGGAGAAGAGGAACUGGGACUCCCCGAAACCGCCAGGAAAGGUGGUGGUGCCUACGCGUGUGGGGCAGAUGUAUGUGUACGAAACAGGGAAGAACGAGCAGGACGAGUAUGACGUCCCCCGCCACCCGCCUCCCUCCCAGGACAUAUACGACGUUCCCCCUACCAGAGCGCAGUAUAACCAGCAGGUAUAUGACACGCCCCCCAUGGUGGUGAAGGGCCCUCCCAGCCGAGAUGGUGGGCAGGAGAUCUACGACACACCCCCCAGUGUGGAGAAGAACCAGUUACUCUCCCAACAAACGUCGCAGGUGUACGACUUCCCGCCCUCCGUGAGCAAGGACGUCCCCGACCUGCCGCCGCGGGAGGAGACGUACGACGUGCCGCCGCACUUCGCCAAGCUGAAGAAAGGCCCGGAAGGCCAGCCCUUCCAGGAGGCCAUCCUGGAGGACGUCUACGACGUCCCUCCCCCGCCGCUGACGGGCAAGCGGCGCCCGGAAGGCCCCGCCCCCUUCGGCCAGGAGAUCUACGACAUCCCGGCCAGCCUGCGCAAGGGCGGCGUGUCGGAGCGGCCGCAGGACGUGUACGACUUCCCCCGCGAGAGGCCGGCGGGGGGCGACGACGGGGGCGACUACGUCUACGACGUCCCCCCCCAGGUGGUGCGCGAUCCCGCCUCGGAGGACCUGGCCGUCAGCUUCAAGCGCCUGUCGGCCUCCAGCACGGGCAGCAACCGCAGCAACCUCUCCAGCUCCUCCCUGGACCUGGUGCCCGUCAAGGAGCCCUCCUCCUCCUCCUCCGCCUCCACCUCCUCCUCGUCCGCCGCCUCCUCGCUGGGCGGGAGGCUGAACCUGGACCUGGACCAGGCCAUGGAGCGGCUGGUGAGGCUCCAGCAGGGCGUGGAGGGCUCCGUGUCCCUCCUCAUGAGCUUCGUCAGCGGGGGCUGGCGGACCCCCGAGCAGCUGGAGGCCAACCUCCCCGCCAUCCGGCAGGCGGCCGAGCGGGUGAAGGGCGCCGUGCGCGACCUGCUGGACUUCGCCCGCGGGGCGGUGGCCAACGCCGCCCAGGCCACGGACCGCACCCUGCAGGCCAAGCUGGGCCGGCAGGUGGCGAAGAUGGAGGAGGGCUACCAGGGCCUGCUGCGCCACAGCCAGGCGCUGGACGGGGCGGGCUGGGCCCCCGGGGCCCUGCUGGGGCCCUGUCCCGGCGGCGACGAUCUGGACCGGCUGGUGAUGUGCGCGCGGGGCGUGCCCGACGACACCAAGCAGCUGGCCUCCUUCCUCCACGGCAACGCCUCCCUGCUCUUCAAACGGACCAAGCAGCAGCUGCCGCUCCCGCCGGUCCCCGGCGACCAGCCCGCCAACAACAACAACGGCCCCGCCUACCAGUCGGCCGGGCCCGAGAGGGGCAACAUCCAGUCCCGCCCGCUGCCGUCCCCGCCCAAGUUUACUGCCGAGGAGGAGUCCCCCGACAGACCGUAUGAGACCACUGAGGAAGGCUGGAUGGAGGACUAUGACUACGUGCAUUUACAGGGGAAAGAGGAGUUUGAGAAAAACCAGAAGCAGCUGUUAGAAAAAGGGAACAUUAUGCGUCAGAACAAAACUCAGCUGGAGCAGCAGCAGCUGAAGCAGUUUGAGCGUCUGGAGCAGGAAGUGUCCCGACCGAUCAACAACGACCUCUCGAACUGGACCCCGCCCUCGCACCACACCGCCUCCCGGGGCAAGCUGAGCGCGGGCGACCGGCAGCUGCUCCUGUUCUACUCGGAGCAGUGCGAGUCCAACAUCACCACGCUGACCAACGCCGUGGACGCCUUCUACUCCUCCAUCAACAACAACCAGCCGCCCAAGAUCUUCGUGGCGCACAGCAAGUUCGUCAUCCUCAGCGCGCACAAGCUGGUGUUCAUCGGCGACACGCUGUCGCGGCAGGCCAAGUCGCCGGAGGUGCGGGCGCGCGUGGCCCAGCACAGCAACGCGCUCUGCGACAAGCUCAAGGACAUCGUGGUGAGCACCAAGACGGCCGCGCUGCAGUACCCCUCGCCCGGCGCGGCCCGGGACAUGAUCGAAAGGGUGCGGGAGCUGGCCAACUGCACGCAGCAGCUACGCUCGGCGCUGGGGCAGCUGGCGGCCAUGUGAGCGUGGGCGGGGG
Anguilla anguilla (European eel) is the source of this 3581-nucleotide messenger RNA. It is a transcript of the gene bcar1, whose product is annotated as BCAR1 scaffold protein, Cas family member. Lineage: Eukaryota; Metazoa; Chordata; Actinopteri; Anguilliformes; Anguillidae. Gene Ontology annotation, molecular function: protein binding. The record is from RefSeq and is a predicted model, not a curated record. The transcript is spliced from 7 exons. Gene Ontology annotation, biological process: cell migration; cell surface receptor protein tyrosine kinase signaling pathway. Gene Ontology annotation, cellular component: plasma membrane; cytoplasm; focal adhesion. The coding region runs from base 740 to 3568 and encodes 942 amino acids.